AUGAAGUCAGUUUGGGUGGUGCUGAUUGUCAAGGCAGCUUUUCUGGGCAUCCUACUCUUCAUAUCAAUUCUGUUGGUUGUUAAUUCAGAGUAUGGACUUCCAGAUUCAGAAAACAAUGAGGUAAAUUGCGCAAUCAAGCCAUCUUACAAAACACUUGUUACCUUUGUCACCAUGUAAUAUACGUAUAUUUAGGUGACUGCUUUCAUGUUUGUUUUUUGCUCAAUCUUGUUUUUAGUUGACUGUAAUUUCCUUCACGGAAUCCGUUACAAUUUUCAUAAUCACCGUCGAGUUUGCUCUCUCGGUCUCCUCGUUUCUUCGAGGGGUCUACAUCUAUCGCAAAGACAAGAUCAUUCGUCGAGAAAUUGCUGUGUGUAGGUCGCAUUUGUCUCGAAGAAUAUACUAAUCUCCCCAGAUCUGACAUUCGGCUUGGUUGUCGGCGUUAUUUAUUUUUAUUAUCGCUACUUGGGGACCGAGGAAACAAAGAGAUUAUGGGUGUGGACGGGUCUCUUGUUGGUUGUGGUUGUUGUCCAGAUCGGAGAGAGAGUUCAUGCUCGCCAUGUACUCAGGCGAAUCAUCGAUGAGACCAUCUUCUUGAAUCAACGGGCCGGGAAUUUCAUCGAUGAAGAGGGGGCUGCGGCUUUGUAUGAGAUCCAGGUAAGGAAAGUGAUGUUAAAACAAGGCGGGAGUUUUCUGCAACGGCCUCUAACAACAUGAAAACGGCUCAUCAGGGGCAAUUUUACAGCCCAAGAGUCUGUGGAUCAAAAACACUUCUACGAAACGCAAUUGUUCUAAAUAAGCCAAUCUUUAGGUUGCUUCCUACUGUAUUUAUUCGCGUACAUUCUUUAUAGUUACGUCGGAAAGUCUUUGCCCGUUACGGCUCCUCACCUUACGAAAGUUCCAUUAAGAAUGUGCUGCAUGUUGAAUAUCAUCAACUGAUGGUAUUCGCAGCUCAUUUGGAGAGAUUGGCCCGCAGAGAAGAUAAGAAUUUAUUUGUUUUGGAUGAGAUUCGAAGGGAAAUGAUUUGCCAUGUAAGAAGCUUCGGAUUAUCGGAUAAGGAGACCGAGAAAUGGAGGAAGAUUGCUGAUGCCCCGCUGCUGAUUUUCCCGGAUAUCGAUUAG
Molecule: messenger RNA, 1118 nt
Organism: Bursaphelenchus xylophilus (pine wood nematode)
Lineage: Eukaryota; Metazoa; Nematoda; Chromadorea; Rhabditida; Aphelenchoididae
Source: the annotation of a GenBank genome assembly